This is a messenger RNA of Osmerus eperlanus (European smelt), 5849 nucleotides long. RefSeq names its product neuronal PAS domain protein 2 (gene npas2). The transcript has 22 exons. Gene Ontology annotation, cellular component: cytoplasm; nucleus; CLOCK-BMAL transcription complex. The record is from RefSeq and is a predicted model, not a curated record. Gene Ontology annotation, biological process: regulation of transcription by RNA polymerase II; circadian regulation of gene expression. Bases 439 to 3216 code for a protein of 925 amino acids. NCBI's taxonomy places the organism in Eukaryota, Metazoa, Chordata, Actinopteri, Osmeriformes, Osmeridae. Gene Ontology annotation, molecular function: DNA-binding transcription factor activity, RNA polymerase II-specific; RNA polymerase II cis-regulatory region sequence-specific DNA binding; protein dimerization activity.
CCCCUGUUCUCAGCGACUCAGUGCUGUUUACAAGAGACUGCCAACGGAGUAUGUUGAGUGUGAGAGAAGGACUGAGGAAAAAGCCAACAAGCACAACUCAUGGAAUUGUUUAGUGAUAGUCUUUUAUCACAAGUAUUUCGGGCUAUUUCGAAUUUUUAUUUAUAAUAGACGUUCGCACAGCUAGGUUAUCUCUUCGUAAUUAUUUGAGGUGAGCUGGAUAACCUACUUGGCUCUGAGCGAAUGACAUCGGCAAUGUUGUAAAACGAGCAGGCAACCUUUCAAAGUAAAGUAUGUAUCUGUAAGUCAAAGAAAGUCCAGUCUUCAAGAUCUGAGUGUUUUCCUGUGCGACUCCAGAGAGCAGGGGAUCAGUCGUUUAUUCAGAGGUGUUUCAGUGCAGCCGACGCGGAUGGGCUACGCCAGACGCCAGCGAGGGCCUGGAUGGGAGAGGGAGUGAGAAUGGACAACCUGUUAGACUUUGGAGGCCUCUGUCCGUCCAGCCGGAGAGAAUGGGACACGAGCAGCUGUGUGGACGAGCUGAUGGAUGAAGAUGAGAAAGACAGGGCAAAGAGGGCUUCGCGUAACAAAUCAGAGAAGAAGAGAAGAGACCAAUUCAAUGUGCUCAUCAAGGAGCUAUGUACCAUGCUCCAGGGCCAGGGUCACCCUCGCAAGAUGGACAAGUCCACCAUCCUGCAGAGAACCAUCGAUUUCCUGCAGAAACAAAAAGAAAUCACGGCCCAGACAGAGAUGUGUGAGAUCAGGCAGGACUGGAAGCCUUCCUUCCUCAGUAAUGAGGAGUUCACCCAGUUGAUGCUCGAGGCUCUCGAUGGGUUCCUCAUCGCCCUGACGACAGACGGCAACAUAAUCUACGUGUCUGACAGCGUGUCCUCGCUCAUCGGACAUUUACCGUCAGAUAUGGUGGACCAAAAUAUCUUGAACUUCCUUCCCGAGCGCGAGCACGGGGAGGUUUAUAAGCUGCUAUCGUCUCACAUGCUGAUGACGGACCCCCUUGCUGCCGACUUCCUAGACAGUGAGAGCCAUGUGGAGUUCUGCUGUCAUCUAGCCAGAGGAAACAUCGACCCAAAAGAACCGUCUACAUAUGAGUAUGUGAAGUUUGUCGGAGAUUUCAAGUUUCACAACAAUGUGCCUACAUCCUCUUGUAAUGGGUUUGAGCUUGCGUUACCGGCGUUACCACGAACCCUGCAGUCAUCUCUGGAGGAGCAGGCCUGCCUUGUUGCCACUGUACGAUUAGUCACUCCACAGUUUUUAAAGGACUUAUGUAACGUGGAGGAUCCUUGUGAUGAGUUCACCUCCAGGCACAGUCUGGAGUGGAAGUUCUUAUUUUUAGAUCACAGAGCGUCACCAAUCAUAGGCUACUUGCCCUUUGAGGUGCUUGGAACUUCUGGCUAUGAUUACUAUCAUGUGGAUGACUUGGAGCUCAUAGCUCAGUGUCAUAAGCAAUUGAUGCAGUUUGGAAAGGGCAAAUCCUGCUACUACCGUUUCCUGACCAAGGGCCAGCAGUGGAUCUGGCUGCAGACACACUACUACAUCACCUACCACCAGUGGAAUUCCAAGCCUGAGUUCAUAGUGUGCACGCAUACGGUUGUGAGUUACGCUGAGGUGCGAGCGGAGAGGAGGAGGGAGUUUGGGCUGGAGGAGACAUCGCCUCCGGAGAUCGCUACCUCUAUUAAGGGUCAGGAGGUGUAUCUGGACGUCUGCCCAACCCUGGAGCCUCAGAGGGACAGGACCAGUGAAGCACGCUCAGUCUCCUCCCACAGCUCCAGGAAGUCCUCCCACACUGCCCUAUCAGACUCUGCCUCCAACUCGUCGGUCAGGUACCCAGAGGGCUGCACACCAUCCAGGCAGCCUGCGUCUGUCGGCACAGAGAAUACCUCCACCAGAAGACUCCAACCCAGCAGUUCGAAGACGUUGGUUCAGAGACAAAACUCUUUUGAUGUUCCCCAGCUGACCCUUCCUCUGUCUCCUGCCUGCAGUCAACACUCCGCAAUGGUGGGUCAGCAGCCCCUCUGCCCUCUGCAGCCGCCCCAGCUAGGGGUGAUGCACCAACUGAAGGAGCCCCAGCUAGGGGUGAUGCACCAACUGAAGGAGCCCCAGCUAGGGGUGAUGCACCAGCUGAAGGAGCCCCAGCUAGGGGUGAUGCACCAGCUGAAGGAGCAGCUGGAGGAGAGGACUCGCGUGCUGCAGGCCGACAUCAAGACUCAGCAACAGGAGCUUCACGACAUCAAGGAGAAGCUGCAGCUGGCCAACCUGCAGAUGUUGUUACAGCAGCCGAUCCACACUGACUUUGGGCAGGUCCAACAGCCCCAGCAGCAGGGCCCAGGCAGGCCGACCCAGCAGAGCCAGACCCAGAGUCAGAGUCAGAGUCAGACACAGAACCAGAACCAGAACCAGAGCCAGUCUGGGGUCAUCCGACAGGCCUCAGGUCACUCCAAAAAGCCCAUCUGUGGAGGCCACAGUUCCUCACCGCAAUCCCUGCUGAGAGAGCACAGCUCUCCAUCCCCUCAGGUGCAGCAGAGGCAGGUGUCCAGGGGCCAAGUGCAGACUGUCACCCUGCCGGUCCAGACUCAAACCAGCCUGACCCUGCCCUUCUACAGCAACCCCAUGAUGUUCUCCCAGACCAACGCACGGCCACUGCAGGACACUAACCAAAGACACUCAGACAACGAGUUCAGCCAAGACGGACAGAUACGGAUGCUGCUGAACCAGCAGAUGCAGACCCUGGUUCCUGACAGCAGUGUAAGCUCACAGGCGUCCCAGUGCAAUUCAGGCAUCCAACAAACCAAACACACCUUGGAGCAGCAGAUGAUGACCCCCUCGUUCCCCAUGCAGCAGCUCAACUGCAACGCUGUCCUUGUUCCCUCUCCUGUCUUCACCUCCCCCAUCAUGAUCCCCCACAACGGCUUCAUCACACACCAGGCCCAGCCUGCCUACCAUGCCCAGCCUGCCUACCAUGCCCAGGGCUCCCAGCACGCCCUGCAGCUGCAACAACCACAGCAGUUCUUUCAGAUGCAGCCUCAGGGACUCUUACACAGCGGGGGCCCCCAGGCUUUCUUCCACACCACAAACGUCCAACAGCAAAGCACUGUGGGAUACAUCCAACAACAACAGCAGCAACAGCAACCACAACAACAACCGCGCCACCAUUCCCAAAACCAGACUGGCAGCCUUUCAGACUUCCGGAACAUGGUAACCCGGUAGCCCUACAGUCUCACAGAGAGAGAGCAGAGUUAUCAGUGUCAUGUUGCUGUUACAGAUCCAGUAACACAAAUUGAGGUAUUAAAAGAGACUGAGAGGCAUAUAUAUGGCAAACAGAUUCUGCCAUGUUCUUUGCUGUAAGCCAAAUUGGCUUUGUCUCCACAGCAAAAAAAAAACACAAAAAAAUCUUUGAAGAGAAAGAUAAUAUGCCUGUGGUGACCUUACUUUUGAUAAGGAGCCAUCUUUACAGACAAAGCAGUUUUUUUACGAGGACACGCCACACACUGAGGCUGCUUGGACUAGGGGCCUCUGGGAAAUUGAGUUUUCUAAGACACCAGGCCUCAAUGUACUGGGCCACAAUCACUGCUGCACCACGGGCACCAUCACUCGAAUCAACAGGAAAACAGUACUUUUUUUUACCAUAACCAGUUUUAUUAAUACAGUAUAUUUGUUGACCAGCAGAAUGAUUUAUAUUGGUAAUGAACGGACUGACUGAAUUGGUGUGUAUGAACAAACUAUUAUAAGUAAACGAAACUAUUUUCUCAUGGAAAUGACAAUCAAACUGUCCACUUGUACUCACUGUAAAUUCCCCUUAUGCCCCAGAUACAGCAGCACUGCCUGACUACCCUUCCAUCUUACCCCACAAUCAUUUGCAGAGCUUUAGAGACUUUCAAUUUUAAAUGAAAAGUUGCUACUGUGAAAACAAUGUUAUCCUACAAAACCAUUUUACACAGCUUUGCCCAAUAACCAAAAUAAAUUUGUUUAAACAUGUUUCAAAUCCAAUCAAAAUCAAGACUUUUUGUAAUGUAGUGGCUGGUAAAAGGGUUUGGGGAUUAUCUGAAAUUGAAGACGGUCUAUGGAGGAAGAUGUUUUUGUUUGAUGUCAUGCAGUGUUGUGGUCAGAUGCUUGCUGUUCCUACUCGUCAGUCACUCUAAGAAUGGUGCUGUUAUACUGGUUCAAAAGAUGCUCAAAUUAAGUUAUGGACUCUCAGUAUGUGCCCUUCACCCUUUAACUAUGUGCAAUGUCAAUUUUGAAAAUAAGAAUGUUAAUUUAUACAGUUUUAAUGAUGUCUAUAAAUAACCUAUAUAUACUGUGUACACAGUAUAUACAUUAACGGUAUUUAUAUACAAGAUAUAGAGAAAUAGCUGUAUAAGCCAAUGUACUAUGUGAAUUAAAUGGAAAUAUUUUUGUAUGAAUCUAUCUUUAACAUUCCUUCAACCAUGAAUAUCAACAGUAUCUUUCCUUGGGUUCAUCUUGUACCAGUUAAAGACUUUAUUAACGUGUCUAAUCUCCACUAAAGACUCUGGUCUAACGAGGCUGGUCUGACACGUUGGGAUUCUGACAUUUGGAAAAAGGGGUCAGUUCUGUCUUGUGCUGGGCUCAUGCUUGGUCAACUCAGUGUAACAUAUUUCAAAAGAAUCUUAGAUGUUAAAUCUUUGAACAACACACGUGUUUGUUAUAUUCUUAUUGCAGUAAAACACAACAAUGACCUCUUUCAAGAUCCCUCGUACAAUUUUAUUCUCAUCAUUGUAUGUUUUCCAAAUAUUUUUUGAUGUCAGCAAAAUGGCAGUUAAGUUUGGCCCUCCAUUACAAUGUGUCAUUUAGAAAAAUGAUUCUUUGUCCAUGUCUCAAUGUGCACAAUGGAUACAUAUGGUUAUAACUGCCUUGUGAAGCUGGUUGAAGGAACAUGUUUUUGUCUUUGAAUAACAGAAACGUCAAAUUCUCAGUUUGUUCUGUGCUCUCUUAGGUGGUCCUGUUUGAUAUAAAACAUUACUUAUGACAAACAAGAAGUCGACUUAAUUGUCAUCGAGGAGCAGAUGUUGUUCUUUUUAUUUUUGUUUUUUAAGUUUGAGAUGCUGAGUCACUUUGUGUAGCUGUGUUUUGCUUCAGUUUAUACAAAUGUUUAUUUGUAAACUCUGUUUUGGUUGUACUUGCUACACUAGCUACAGUUUACUUGCUACACUAGCUACAGUUUCUCUGAUUCUGUUGAAAUUGUCCCAAGGAGCUGAUGAUGCACUGUUUUAAACAGUUUUUUUGUUCUCAUGGAUUUCCCAUCCUUUGCUUUUAUUUCUGAAGAUAUCCUCGACUUCAGCAUUUACUAUAUUUAAAGUUGACUGUGCAUCCCGGGUGUAAGAGGGCCAGUCAGUGCAUUCUAUACAGAACUACCAGGGUCACGAAUUUAUAAAAAUCUGAUACACAACAGCCAUUUCUGCUAUUGCAUUAAAGAUAAUGCAUACUGUAUUAUAGAAUGUACAAAGACGUUUAGAUAAUAUAGUUGUUAAUUUAAUAUGUAAAAUAUAUUGAAUAUAUUGUAACAUAUAUUCAUAUAUAUGUAUAUAUAUAUACAUAUAUAUAUAUAUGUUACAUGGUUUUAAAGUUAAACAAACAGAAGUAUUUUGUAACAGAUUAUUGAAGUGUCUUAUUGGGAAGGUGAAGCACAGUCAGUUAUAUAGUAAGGCUUGUUUUCUUUCUGUAUAUACCAUCAAAAUAAGCUUUAACAUAUUGUUGGUAUUGUUUAAAAAAUAAAUUAAUAAAACAAGUUUACAUUCUGGAACAGCUUGGAUAUUAAUUAUAUGAUAGUGAUAUUUAAUUAUUUAUAAAUCAAUAUGGAUGUGAUAUUUUAAAAUAAAUAUUUC